AUCUUCUGUGGAUAAAAUUCUGUUAAAUUUUUGUUUGGAAGUUGAAUUUUUCAUUAAACAUAAAAGGAAAAGAUAAUUAUUAAAUUAAAAACAAUACUAGAAAAAAAUUAACAGAAUAAAAAAUGGCGAAAAAAGGCCUCAGCGUCGAAGAGAAAAAAGGUCGAAUGUUGGAAUUGUUCUAUGAAACAGGAGAAUGUUACCAAAUAAAGGAGCUUGAAAAGGUUGCCCCUAAACUAAAAGGUAUUGUCGUUAAUUCUGUAAAAGAUAUCGUUGAAAAGUUGGUUGACGAUGGACUGGUUGAUACAGACAAAAUUGGAACAUCUGUAUACUUUUGGGCAUUUCCCAGUAAAGCUACUAAAAACAAAAGUAAGAACCUCAAUGAUUUGAUAAAAGAACAGAAAAAAGUAACAGAGACCCUAGAGGCACUUGAAAAAUCUGUCGAGGCGUCCAAAAACACAAAAACCGAUGAAGAUGAACUAGCUAAAAUAUUAGCAGAGAUAAAAGCUAUGGAAAAAGAAAUAGACACAGCAAAGAAAAAACUAAAUGCGUAUAAAGAAAAUGGUUCGAAAAAAGUAAAAGCCAUGGCCAAAAAAACGGCGGAGCUUAAAGAUGCUGCAAAUCGCUGGACAGAUAAUAUUUUUGCUAUUAAAUCAUGGUGUAAAAAGAAAUUCCCAGUAGAGGACAAAGAUAUCGACAAACAGUUUGGUAUACCUGACGAUUUUGAUUAUAUAUAAGCAUAUAUCUUGUUUCUAGUUAUUACAUUUAUUAUUAUACUUUUUUGAUAAAUAAAAAUAAACUUACCAUCGGACAAGAA
Molecule: messenger RNA, 814 nt
Organism: Sitophilus oryzae (rice weevil)
Lineage: Eukaryota; Metazoa; Arthropoda; Insecta; Coleoptera; Curculionidae
Product: meiotic nuclear division protein 1 homolog
Exons: 6
Coding region: 123-734 (203 amino acids)
Biological process (GO): reciprocal meiotic recombination
Cellular component (GO): nucleus
Molecular function (GO): double-stranded DNA binding
Source: RefSeq, a predicted model, not a curated record